Scheffersomyces amazonensis is the source of this 2348-nucleotide messenger RNA. RefSeq names its product putative ATP-dependent RNA helicase (gene DBP7). The record is from RefSeq and is a predicted model, not a curated record. NCBI's taxonomy places the organism in Eukaryota, Fungi, Ascomycota, Pichiomycetes, Serinales, Debaryomycetaceae. Gene Ontology annotation, cellular component: nucleus. Gene Ontology annotation, biological process: ribosome biogenesis. The transcript has a single exon. Bases 61 to 2331 code for a protein of 756 amino acids. Gene Ontology annotation, molecular function: ATP binding; RNA helicase activity; nucleic acid binding.
UAUUUUCAUCUCCAUAUUAUACAAACUAUUAUUAUAGAAAGUUAGUAUAAGUUAUAUAUAAUGGAAGAUGACGAUGGAUUGUUGUUGAAUUUUGCGAUUCCUGACAAUAGCACUGUUAAACAUUCUAAUCAAACAUCUAAAGUUAGUGGAGGAAAAUGGAAAGAUCGUCGUAAACUUCAAUUAUCUUUACAAGGUAGAGGUAGAAAUGUUAGAAAAUCUAAUGGAGCAGCCUCUGGAGUUAAUAAUAGUAAGAUCAUUAGUUCAAGACUUGAUAAAAGUACUGAGAAUAAAGAAAAGCCUCAAGAUAAUCAUAAAGUUAUAGAAUCUCAUAAAGAAUCUCAAGCUCCUCCAUUGAAGAAAACUAAAUUUAGUGAAUCUAAAGGAGAAUUUGGUGGGAAGAAUAAUUCAUAUGUUUCAUCAUUAUUUACUUCUAAUAAGUCCAGUACUUUGAAAACCAAACCUGAAGUUAAAGAAGUAACGUAUUUAGCCUCAAAUGCACCACUUAAAGAUGCCACAUCAUUUGGAGGAUUAGGACUUAAUGAUAAAUUAGUAAAUCAUUUAGAAACUACUUUAAGAUUUAAACAUCCAACUAGUGUACAAAAGGCAGUUUUACCAAGUAUGUUAACUGUAGAAAGAGAUUUAUUUAUUAAAUCUCAAACUGGUUCUGGUAAAACUUUAGCAUUUGUUUUACCAAUAAUUCAUAAAUUAAUGAUGGAAAAUAAACAUAAAAUUACAAGAGAAUCAGGACUUUUUGCUAUAAUUCUUACUCCUACCAGAGAAUUAGCCACUCAAAUUUAUGGAGUUUUAGAAUCAAUUAAUCGUUGUUGUCAUACAAUUGUACCAGGUAUAGUUAUUGGAGGUGAAAAGAAGAAAUCAGAAAAGGCUAGAAUUAGAAAAGGAGUAAAUAUUUUAGUUGCAACUCCAGGUAGAUUAGCUGAUCAUUUUGAAAAUACUACUUCAUUAGAUAUUAGUCAAUUAAGAUGGUUAAUAUUAGAUGAAGGAGAUAAAUUAGUUGAAUUAGGAUUUCAAGAAACAAUUACUCAAAUUACUGAUAAAAUUACAAAAAGUUCUAAAAUAAUGGAUACAUUAAAUAAAUGGCAAGGAUUACCAUCUAAAAGAAUUAAUAUUUUAUGUUCGGCAACUAUACAAGAUACUGUUAAAGAAUUAGGUAAAGUUGUAUUACAUAAUCCUGAAUUAAUUAAUUUAGAAAAUAAGAAUAUAGCAACAGAUUUUACUACUGAUUCACAUGCUUUAACUACUGCUCCAGAUCAAUUAAUUCAAAAUAUAUUAGUAGUGCCGCCAAAGUUAAGAUUAGUUGCAUUAGCAGCUAUGUUAAAAAAAUCAACUAUGGAAGUCGGUGAAGGUAGUAAUAGAACAAUUGUUUUCUUUUCAUGUUCUGAUUCGGUUAAUUUCCAUUUUGAUAUCUUUACUAGAAAUGGUACUAAUCCUAAUAGUAAACAUAAACAUAAAGAUGAAGAUGGCGAUAAUGAAGAAGAUAUUGAAGAAGUAGAUACAAGUAUAUCUACAUCUCCAUUAAUUGCCAAGAGUACUAUGAUAUAUAAAUUACAUGGAUCAAUGACUCAACAAUUAAGAACAACUACAUUAAAUGCUUUUCUUAAGGAUACAAGUCAUAAACAUACUAUAUUAUUUUGUACAGAUGUUGCAUCACGUGGUCUUGAUAUGCCUAAUAUUUCAAAUGUCAUUGAAUUUGAUCCUCCAUUUACAGUAGAUGAUCAUUUACAUAGAAUUGGUAGAUCAGCAAGAGUCGGUAAUAAAGGUAAAGCUGCAUUAUUCUUACUUCCUGGAACUGAAGAAGGAUAUGUAGAUGGUAAACUUCAAGUUGUACAUCCAAAGGAAGGAAGUUUAAAAAUUAUAUCUUAUGAAAAUGUAUUAAAGGAUGGAUUUGCUGAAGUAGAAGAAGAAGAAGAAGUAGAAUAUCAAGAUAAAAGAUCUAAGAAAGUAGAUCCAAAACAUAAACAAGGUAAAUGGGAUAUACAUGCCACUACUUGGCAUUUAGAAGUUGAAAGAUGGUUAUUAGAAGAUAGUAGUGCUCAUGAAAGAGCUGUACAAGCAUUUACUUCUCAUAUAAGAGCUUAUGCAACUCAUUUAUCUUCAGAAAGAAAUUUCUUUAAUGUUAAAUUAUUACACUUGGGACAUUUAGCUAAAAGUUUUGGAUUAAGAGAAACUCCAAAGAAAUUAGGUAAAUCAGUUGGUUCUAAUACUGGUAUACAAGAAGGAUCUAAGAAAGUUAAAAAAGAAGAUCCUAGAAAGAAAAUGUUAAGAAUUGCAAGAUUGGCUGUUAAAUCUUCAAGUUCGGAAUUUAAUUAUUAGACAUGUAUGUAUAUUUA